ACAAGUUUGUUACUUUGACUUGCAAACGCUUACGAAAAAUGAAUUUGCAGGAAAUUAGUAAAAGUUUCAUAAAAUGAAGAAUAGUGUUUCUUUCAUCUGUUUAUGUUUGUACUGCAUUCUGCUUAUGCCAAGUUGUCUAGUUUUACUUGUGGAAAAUCCUGAAAAAACUGCUCCAAAGCCACAUAGAGUGAUAGGAAAAACAGAACAUAGUAAUGGCCAACAGUUUAACCACAAUGAGAUUGAAAAAGAAGUUCCUCUUAGAGAACAAAACUCAGAUUUUCAGGAUACCAGAGAUUUGCCUGGAAUUGGUCUUGAGAAGGUGAUGCUGAAAAGAAAUGAAAAGAAAGAGGAGAUUACUACUGCAGAAAUACACUCCAGCUUUGAAGAAGCAGUUCCUAGUCAAGCACAAGAUGUCCACUUGCCCACUCAGAUUAAACAAGAAGAUGAUGUUAAAAUUGGAGAUGUAGCCAAAGAAUUGUCGGAGACUAGUCAAGCUGUAGUGUUUACGCUCGUCGACUCGGCGGCAGCUGAGCUCCAGCAGCGGGCGGGCUCUGUGGAUGCACCUGAUGAGCCAUCUCGUACUGACAACCUCACCGUCAGCAAGUCUGCAGCUGAGAGCCCUGCUGCCUCUGAGGUGACAACACCCACUCUGUCGGCAGAUGUCACCAAUCUUACAGAAACUGAGGAAGAUAAACAGCACCAGAAGUAUGUAGUGCGGGCAGAACCGAAAGUGGUGGAGCAGAGGCCGCAGGGGCAAGCUUCUCAGCCACUGCAACAGGCUGCUGCAAAAGAAGACUCUGGACCUUUUCUCAAUGACAGUCUUGAAGAAGUGCAAGCAUCCAGGACUACAGAGGAUCAAGGUCCACCUGACCCUAGCAAGGCAGAGACUGAACACUCACUACCAGAGGACAUACCAUCCUUUAGUGAGUGGAGGCUAAAACAUCUUGCAGAAGAUGAGCAGAAAAAGAGAGAUCAGAAUAAUGCAACAUCUCCUCCUGUCACCCAGAGUCGGCCAGCUGGAAGUUCUAAACUGCAUUCAAAAAAUUACGCAUCUCCAGACUGUGGUGCAAAAAUAGUUGCAGCUAAUCCUGAAGCUACAAGUGCCAGUUCAGUAUUAUCUCCAUCUCGAGAUGAGUACCUUCUGAACACUUGCACCAGUCGAAUUUGGUUUGUGGUUGAAUUGUGUGAAGCUAUACAGGCAAAAAAGAUUGAGAUUGCCAACUUCGAAUUAUUUUCAUCACCACCACGAGAGUUCUCUGUGUAUGUUAGUGACAGGUUUCCAACUAGAGACUGGCAAAAUGUAGGCAAUUUUGUUGCAGAAGAUGAAAGAACAAUCCAGAGCUUUAACUUACAUCCCCACUUGUUUGGAAAAUUUAUAAAAGUAGAAUUUCACUCCCAUUAUGGCUCAGAACAUUUCUGCCCAGUGUCACUGUUUCGUGCAUACGGAACUAGCGAGUUUGAAGUUUUGAAAACAGUGGAUCAAGUUUUAGAGCCAGAUGAAAAUAUAGACGAUGAUGAUGUUGAAGAUGAUGAUGAACCACUUGAUAUUGGUAAAGGAGAACCAUCAACCAUAUUUGAUAAUGCUCGUUAUGCAAUAUUAAGUAUUGUCACAAAAGCAGCAGAAGCUCUAGGGAAAAGUGGAGACUCUCGAAAUAAUACAGACAUGCAGAACAACACAACAGAAAGUUUUCAUUCACAAGUCCCCAGUGCAGAACCUUGUAGGAGUCCUAGGCAUAUUGUUGUGUGUGACAACUGUAGUGAUUCACUGUAUGGUGAUGUAUUUAAGUUACUUAGUUGUGAAGAAGAGAAUCUGCAUGCACUAAUAGAAUCGCCUUUCGUUUCGGACACCAUCAGGGACUCAAAGUUGUGUGCUCCAUAUGGAUUAGAUUUCCCAAGUCGCAAGUUGGGGGCUCCAUUCCCUCUUAAACCUGGAAAAAUGUUUGGCAUUAGGCAAGUGGAUCCAGGAGGCUACAUUAUGGCACUGUUCCCCCCAAAAUAUAUAGCAGCCCUGUGUAAUAUGUUAGCAGUAUUUGAAAAGCGAGUGGCCUUAAAUGUUAGUGAAGAACUGAAUGCUAGUCCUGUUUUGGAAAGUACAGAAAAAGAAGACACAGAAUCUCACAUCGUGGAAGAUAAUUUGGAAAACGUCCUGAAACCUGUUCCAACAUGUACAAUGACUACUAGUUUAAGUACCGAACCCUGUAAUAUUAGUAGCACUGCAGAGAACAUAGACUCUCAUGUUGUGCCUGUAACAGUAUCUCAUAUUGACUCAUCAGUUGCUGCACAAAUUAAGCCAACUAAAACACUGGAGAGGGUUGAUGAUGAAGAUGUAGCACCUUCUCUUCUCACAGCUAGUAAAGUACUACCCAGUUCAGAAACUGUAGUUACAGAGCUGCCACCUGCACCAGAUACAGUGUUAAAAGCAUCUUCAGUGAUACAAGCAAUAGACAGUGCAAAUGGAAGUGCUCAGACAAAGGCUGUUGAAACUAAGGAACAGUUAGUAGACUCGAGUACAUCACAAGUAGAAGAUUUUGGCCUGGUGUUGGAAGAGAGUGUCACCAUGCCAGUUACAGCAGAGGAACCAGCGCAAGAUAAUCUUUCACUGGACAGCUUGCUUAAUGAACUGAAGGACCUGGAGCGAGUUGUUGACACCAGCACUGCUCCAGCUGUAGCUACAACUAUGGCACCACCAAGUUUACCGACACAGCAAGUCCAGAAAGAAUCAGUUUUUGUCAGGCUUGCAAACAAGAUCAAGGCUCUGGAGCGCAAUAUGUCCCUGAGUGGCCAGUACCUCGAAGAACUUAGUAAGAGGUACAAGAAACAAGUGGAGGAUAUGCAAAAGUCUUUCAAUCGUACAUUGUCAGUCGUUCUGGAUCAAAAUCGUAAAGCAGAAGAACGAGAGAAAAGAAGACUAGAAGAGAUUGUUGAGCUAAAACAACAACUUGCGAUCCUUUCAGCAACAGUUGAAACUAUAGUUAAUGAAAGAACUAGUUGGGCUGCCACAGGUUAUGCCCUGAUGCAGCCUCUUUUCUUCAUAGUGGUGUUUGCAGUAAUGCUUCAGUACUUGAAGCAUCAUGCAAAUCACACAAAUUUACAGCUGAAUGAAGAUAAUCAACGAAGAUUUAGCAUUGGAUAUAGAAGCAGAAAGUUAAAUAGAUUUGAAAAGAGGAGGAGAUCUGUUGAAGGAGUUACUGGGCAUGAAAUACAUAGAUUAAAGAAGCGGCGUCCAAGUGAAGAUACUUUAGUUUCAGGUAGCUAUUAUGAGUUACUCAUCCCAGAUAAUCAGGCAUCAGAAGUUGAUGGAGGUGUCCGCAGUGUAUUGAGGUUGGAGAAUAAACGAAGAAGACGGAAGAAAAAAGAUUCAUUGCCAAGAUCAGACUACAACACUGAACUACAGAAGCCAACAGAUACACAGAGUGAUCCUCUGUUUCAGGAGAAAUCUCCUGAAGCUAAUAAUCCAUCAAUUAUAAAUGGUUUUCAUUCAUCAGACCAUCAAGAACUUAAAUCUGAAGCAGAGCAGUUAUCAAAUGUGGUUCAGUGCACAUCAUCAGACAAUAUACAGUACUCAAGUGCAGAAUCACUAUUGAAAACUACAGGUUCUGCAGUGCAAUACUCUGACUCCUCAGAUUCAUCUUUACACAAUAGGGGGCGAGGGUUAUUACAGCUCGAAGUUCUGUAUUCCAACAAACAAGUGAAUGAUAAGGUUAACCUAAGUGAGUCUGUACCAGUAUUAGGACCCAAUAAUGGUUCAGUGAAACAUCAGGGUCUGAGUCCAAAGAUUCGCAAUCUGUCAGCUCCUUUGUUUAUGAAGACUGCAAUGGCUGCAAGAAGUGGUCGUCGUAGCUCAGAGCAGAGUCCGACAUUGCAGGCUAAAUUGAAGUCUGACAACUGGGAGUGGUACAGUAGUAGAAAGGGCAAUGGUUCUAGUCAUACAGUGACAUCAACACAAACAGUGCAGAAUGGUGAUGGCAGUAGUCAUGCAACUCCAGAUUCAUUAGAAAGGACAAGUAAUUUGAGCAGCACAGUAGAUCCAAUACGUAAAGAAGGUAGCAAGAAGCAAACCGGUGGCUUAAAGAAAAUAGGAAGCUGGAGAAUACAGUCACUGUUCAAAAACUGAAUUACUUAAAUUAUGUAAAUAAAUUGAGAUUAAAGUCUGAACAAAUGCAAUUUCAUUCCAGAAACUUUUGUUGUAAUUUUUAUUGUAUUUAAAACAUCUAAUUGCAAUAUAUUUUUCUUUUAUAUCCUUUUAUUUAUUUUUUGUACUGUUUUAGACAUUGUCUUAUCUGGUGUAUUAUUUAUGUCUGUAAUGUAUGUAUUUAUGUAAAAUCAGAAAACACAAGUCAUCACACACUGUUUAUAGACUGACAUUCCUGACCACAGGAACACCAAUAGUAUUGAAUAAAUUGUAUGCCUUUCAAAAGCAACAUGAAUAGAAUUCAUCCUCUUUCAAAACAACCAUGUACACCGAAGGGUGCUGCAGUAUACUGGUGUGGAUAUAACUCAUGAUCUGUUAUGUCUUUAUUCUGGAAAGAGAAACUAAUAGCAUACAGAUCAAUAUCACUGAGAUUAAUCAAACUAAAUUUUUAAAACAACGUUUGAGCUUGCAGGGAGAAUCUGUAAAUUUUACAUUUGAUAGAGUGUAAGUCCAGUAAAUUCAUGUACUUGAAGAU
Molecule: messenger RNA, 4667 nt
Organism: Schistocerca piceifrons (Central American locust)
Lineage: Eukaryota; Metazoa; Arthropoda; Insecta; Orthoptera; Acrididae
Product: SUN domain-containing ossification factor
Exons: 9
Coding region: 74-4114 (1346 amino acids)
Biological process (GO): protein folding in endoplasmic reticulum
Cellular component (GO): membrane; cytoplasm
Source: RefSeq, a predicted model, not a curated record